Yamadazyma jaroonii is the source of this 249-nucleotide messenger RNA. Lineage: Eukaryota; Fungi; Ascomycota; Pichiomycetes; Serinales; Debaryomycetaceae. The record is from the annotation of a GenBank genome assembly.
AUGGGUGUUGCUGAUCAAGUUUGGGGUGAUUACCCAGUAUACUACAAACAGCCUAUUAGAUGGUUACGUUAUCAUGCUCAUACAAAACCACAUUUCUUCUGGUCUAUAGCAUUCGGUUUAAGUGGCCCAUUAUUAAUUGCAUUCACACCUUUAAGAAAGAAGUUUAUUUACGAUGAUCACGUACCUGUUCCUCAAAGCUAUCCAUUAGAAGGUCCAAGAGAUAAAAAUUUAACUGGUUAUGAUGAUUAG